CUCUCCGGCGGCCCGUCGAGCCGUGCGCCAAUGAGCGGGCGGUGCAGGCGCGGUGCGGCGGUGCCGGCGGCGGGGCGAUGAGAGCGGCGGUGCGGGCGGCGUGGCGGAUCGGAACCGGCGCCGCUCUGCGAGGCCGGGCCGGGCGCCCGCUCAGCCAGGCGGCCGGGGACGGCGGCGGGGCUGAGGGCGGCGGCGGCUCGGGGUCGCGGGAGGCGGUGGAGCGGCUGGUGAAGGAGCACCCGGUGGUGGUGUUCAUGAAGGGCAGCCCGGCGCAGCCGCUCUGCGGCUUCAGCAACGCCGUGGUGCAGAUCCUGCGGCUGCACGGCGUGGAGGAUUACCGCGCCCACGACGUGCUGCAGGACCCCGACCUCCGCCAAGGAAUAAAAAACUACUCCAACUGGCCUACCAUCCCGCAAGUGUACCUCAAUGGUGAAUUUGUUGGUGGCUGUGAUAUACUCCUCCAGAUGCACCAGAAUGGAGAUCUUGUAGAAGAGCUGAAGAAACUGGGAAUCCGUUCAGCACUGCUGGAUGCAGAAAAAGACCAAGAGAAAAAGUAACAAGAGAAAAAAUUGCUGUGACAGGAAUAAAGCAAAUCUUUGAUAAGAACUUAUUGCCCAUAAAGCCUUACAUACUUUAGGUCAAGGAAAGCAUCUGUUUGAGCUGACACUAAGUGAAUGUCUCUUAGCUCAUGGUAAAUGUAGUGAUCUUGGUGUUUUGAUUUAUGGGUAUUGUGAAAAUUUGAGUAUAACCACUGCACUGUAAAGCAAAUGUUUGUGAAAAUUUGUGUUUUAAAAAAGUUCACUUCUAAAAGCGCUCUUCUUCAUUGAGGUGGGAGUAAACCAAAAGAACUAAUAAUAUUUUUAUGGGUUUUACAUGUGUGAUUCUCUGUUCUUUGAUACAUGAACAUGUACAAACAGCAUUUGCAUUCCCUUGCUUCUCUUGAAAAAGCAUUAAGUAAUAGUGCAUCUGUUUUUCUGUUUAACUUCUGGUGAUAAGAGAGCCUGUAAAACCUGUGUAAUCACAUACAUAUAGGAGAAAAACAGUUUGCCAACAAUAUAGGAGGAAAAAGAUUAUAUGAGAGUGCAUGACAUACACUUUUAUUCCGAAGGGUAAAAAUAAACAGAACUUGUACAAAUACAUGUAUAGUGGUCAUUAUUACUUUGUAACUUUCUGAUGGCUUUUAAAACUGCUAAGAAUUGUGCCUGAAUAUUUUAUAAAACCUUUUCUACCUCUUGCAAAACAGCUUUUCCCCAUGCUUAUAUAUUCUGUGUAUGGGAGCUCUGUGUCAGUGCUAAAAUGUGGGAAUUAUUUAAGGCUUCAGUAUUCUAGCUUGAAAUAGUACAGGAGAAAACUUCAGUUAUUACUGUAAUCUUGUAUUAUUUGCUUGUUAUGUUUUUACAUUUGUUGUGUUUCCAAGUGUUUUCUCCUGACUGAUGUGCUCAGGAGAAUAAGCCUUCAAACACAGGAUUUACAGAUGAAAUGUUCAUGUGGGUAAGAUGAGUGCAGCAGAAAGGUUACUGAAUGGAUAAAUAUUUCUUUUUGGAAAGUCUCUGAAGUUUUCAGUACCUACCUAACCACAUUUCUCUAAAUGAAAAGAAAUUAUAUUAACCAGUGUAGCUUCAGUUCUAUAGCAAUACUGCUAAGAUUAAAAGCUAACCAAGCUAUUUUUAAAUGCAGUGUAAUUAAUAUAAACCAGUCUGCAUGUGAAUUAGGCAAAUGGUUGGAAAUAAACUGUGUUUUAUGUUGAUUAUC
Messenger RNA from Agelaius phoeniceus (red-winged blackbird), 1752 nucleotides. It is a transcript of the gene GLRX5, whose product is annotated as glutaredoxin 5. Gene Ontology annotation, cellular component: mitochondrial matrix. NCBI's taxonomy places the organism in Eukaryota, Metazoa, Chordata, Aves, Passeriformes, Icteridae. The record is from RefSeq and is a predicted model, not a curated record.